Messenger RNA from Daldinia vernicosa, 722 nucleotides. RefSeq names its product FKBP-like protein. Lineage: Eukaryota; Fungi; Ascomycota; Sordariomycetes; Xylariales; Hypoxylaceae. The record is from RefSeq and is a predicted model, not a curated record. Gene Ontology annotation, biological process: rRNA processing. Gene Ontology annotation, molecular function: peptidyl-prolyl cis-trans isomerase activity; DNA binding. The transcript has 3 exons. The coding region runs from base 154 to 540 and encodes 128 amino acids.
AUGAUCUGGCUAAUAGCCCCUCAUAUUAUUAUUUCCUGCACGUCAGUUCGAUCAGAUCAACGUGGGGCUCUCACAUCAACUUUGUACAUUAGGUACCUAAGGUAGCCAGAUACCUAGCUUAUCCAACCACUAUCAACAUCAACAUCAUUCGAAAUGGGUGCGAAGAAGAAGGCCGACAACAAGUCGAACAAUAAGGAUUCCGGCGACAAAGAUGAUAAAAAGGGUGGUAAUAAAGUGAAAGGCGCACAGUCCGUCGUGGUUCGCCAUAUCCUGUGCGAAAAACACUCCAAGAAGGAAGAAGCGCUAGCUAAGAUCAGGGAGGAUCCCACUCUGAGUAAUUUCAUCGCAGUGGCUAGAGAGUAUAGCGAGGAUAAAGCGAAACAAGGCGGUCUCCUUGGUACACAACGGAAAGGAUCACUACAACCUGAAUUCGAAGAUAUUGCUUUCGCGCUACCAGAGAGUAAGGGCAGUAAUCUCAACAUCGGAGAGGCGAAGACGGCGUUCGGAUACCACCUAAUUGUAGUAGAAGAGCGCAAAUAAGCUCGUAAUCACCAUGAUAACAAAAACCUUCACGGGUCAAAAAAAGAGGCUUUGCAGCCGAGAUUGGUAAUGCAAGUUUUCCUUGAUUCCUGAUGCAGUAUAGACCCCCUAUUUUUUCCCCCGGCAUCUAUGCCAGAUGGUCAAGCCGGUAGAGUACAUGCCAAGGGCUCAUGACGAUGGCU